AACGAGGUGGCACUAUUGUUGAGUUAGAACGAUAGAAUCAUCAUCUUGCUUUAGGGGACAGGAGGAUUUAAAGGAGGUACCUUGCAGCCCUAUUUUACAGAUUGGAAGCGUCGGUUUCAGGGCACUGGCAGGAUCGUUGGCUUGUUCUCGGCGGCCGCCGCUGCCUUGUCGGGGCUGCGUGGAAUGGAAGUCCUAGUUGGUACUCUGUCAUGGAAACGCUGUUUACUGUUAUUGUAGUACCGUAGUGACAACAUGCCAUUGAAAUGGAAAACGGGCUCUCCUGCUAUCUGGAAAUUCCCAGUUCCUGUGCUUAAAACAUCCAGGUCAACUCCACUUUCUCCAGCAUACAUAUCUCUGGUGGAGGACGAAGACCAGCACAUGAAAUUGUCCCUCGGAAGCAGCGACAUGGGUCUCUCGUCGCAUCUGCAGUGUUCCAAGUCAGGAACCACACGCAUCUUUACCAGCAACACCCACAGUUCCGUGGUGUUACAGGUAAUCCGAGCGGUCUCUUCGGUGAUGUUCAAGUGGCCCCAGAAACCACACAGGAUGCUUGUGACGUGUGACGUGAUGGUGGGGGCCGAGGGGCGUGCAUGUGCGUGGGCAGAGUGCCUGUGGGAACUCUCUGUACUUUCCGUUCUCUUUUGCCGCGGACCUAAAACUGCUCUUAAACAAUUAAGUUUCGUGAUCGCACACAGAGCAAACAGACCUCAGAGAAGAAGCCUUGGGUGGAAAACUGCAUACCUUCCUGAUGUUCAAAACAAAAAAGCCCCAGAGUUCGUUAUUUGUUUUGUUUGUAUGAAGAAGGUCGUGCUCUCGGCCACUUUCCCAAAGAAUGUUAGGUCUGGGAACAUUGACUUUCCAGUUUGUUUCAGCCAAUAUAAAUAUCACAGUGCCCUGCGCCAAAUUUUCUGGUUCCUCACUCAUGACCUGUUUUAACUGUCACCUUGUUAUCAUAGUUCUGAAGAUCAUAUUUAUUGGUGUCUCAGCUCAUUGACAGUAGUAGUAGGUGUGGGAGUAUAGAUAAGGACAGCUGGACGUAAACACACUGAUAGAUGUAAGUGGUAACAAGUGCCAAAGGACAGGACGGAAAUACAAUAGAAAGCCAAGAGAAAAAAAAAAAAAAACAGAUAUCACAGACUGCGAUGUGGUUGGGGCGCCUGGCGGCUCCGUGGGUCAAGCAUCCGACUUCGGCUCAGGUCACGAUCCCACCGUUCCCGAGUUCGAGCCCCGAUUCGGGCUCUGUGCGGACAGCUCAGAGCCUGGAGCCUGCUUUGGAUUCUGUGUUUGUCUCUCUCUGCCUCUCCCCUGCUCGCACUCUCUCUCUGUA
This is a messenger RNA of Panthera uncia (snow leopard), 1327 nucleotides long. RefSeq lists its product as uncharacterized. The transcript has 2 exons. The record is from RefSeq and is a predicted model, not a curated record. The coding region runs from base 253 to 936 and encodes 227 amino acids. NCBI's taxonomy places the organism in Eukaryota, Metazoa, Chordata, Mammalia, Carnivora, Felidae.